Messenger RNA from Leishmania major strain Friedlin, 5577 nucleotides. RefSeq lists its product as hypothetical. Gene Ontology annotation, molecular function: transmembrane transporter activity. Lineage: Eukaryota; Euglenozoa; Kinetoplastea; Trypanosomatida; Trypanosomatidae. The record is from RefSeq and is a predicted model, not a curated record. Gene Ontology annotation, biological process: transmembrane transport. The coding region runs from base 1 to 5577 and encodes 1858 amino acids. The transcript has a single exon. Gene Ontology annotation, cellular component: plasma membrane.
AUGAGCAACGCCUCUGCCCUGAAAGACCCAGUGAGCACAAAGGAUGAGAAGACCUUGUAUGCAUAUCAGGAGCAGCCGCCGGGGCAGGUUUCUCCAAAGCCACCAAAGCCGUAUGUGCACCGCGUAGCGGCCGCCUCCACGCCGUCUGUGACUCCUGAGGCCGCUGCUGCGGCGGCCGAGAUGCCGUCGAAUCCGGAGGGCCAGCGCCGCAUGAUGGCUGCCGGCACGUCCGACCCGCUGCAGGAGUGGGGGCAGGAGCAGUCGUUCCUCAAGUCCCGCUUUUGCCAUCCACAGCGCCACCGGUCUAACGGCGCGGCGAAGGGGCCGAGCGACGAGUCCGCCGGAGCGACAGAGAUGCGGGAGCACCUGACGCAUGCUGGGGCGGACUUGUGGCCGCCGAGGUCUGCGGAGGGCAAGGGCGACCACUCUGUGGCCACGGCAGCAGCCACUAAAAGCGAGGAUAUUCUGCACGUCUUUGGUGGGCAGGCGCCAUCGCCACCUCAGGCACGCAGAGACGCAGUUGAGAGCAACGGCAGCCAGGACGGCCAGCAGCAGGGCGGCAAGGGUACGUCAGGCGGCGGUGCAGGCGCCAGGAAGGGCGAGGGCAGCAGCGGCGGUGGCAGCGAGGGCGAGGGACCACUGCCCAUCUUCUGCACCUCCGAGUUCAUGAUGCAGCCGAAGAACGUGAAGGCGAGCACGUGGGCCUCGCUCGCCGUCUUGCGCAUGCGCAACAUGAACGCCCUGCGCGCCUACUCAUGGGACCAGCGCGUCUUCCUGCCGCAGGGCGACGGCUUCAUGGGUACCAUCUUUGAACUGCUCGCCUCGCCCCGCGUCUGGGAGAAGGUGGACUGGGCGAUGCGCGGGUCGGCCAUCGCGAUCCUGCCAACGCUGAUUGUCUGUCUGGAGCCGACCACGAGCCAAAUCUUUCCCUUGCCGACCUCCGUGGUGUUCCUUGCCUACUGGACGUCGAAGCCGACGCUGGGUGCCGGGCUGUGCGAAACCUUCACUGUGCUGAAAGCCUUUAUUAUUUCGCUCGCCUUCCUGUGCAUUGUUGUCGCGAUCCAGCCAGGCCCGAAGUGGCUGACCAUCCUGAUCCUCUUCUUCUCCCUCACCAUCGGUGCCUUUGCGGCACAGCAGAUGAGGGUAAUGAUCGCGUACUGCUUCGCGAGCUUGCUCAUGCAGUACGUCGCGCACCCGGAGACGACGGGGUACAAGUACAUUGGCGACUUCUACCUGACGCUGUUCAUCGGACAAGGCUUCGCCGUCGGCGCGCUGGUCUUUCCGUACAUCCGGUGGUCCAGUGAGAGCGCGCGGCGGUACUUGACCGUGAUGGGCGACGCCAUCAGUCUCUCUGUGCACGGGGCGUGCUGCAGCUUCUGGGUUGAGAGCAGCUUGCUGGAGCGACAACUCCACGUUGCGCGGCUGCGGCAGCUGCACCAGACCAUCGAGGCUAGCAUGGCGAAGGCCGAGAAAGGACUGUCCGAGAUGGGGUACGAGCCACAUUCCGGUGUGUACACCACGCGGCUGAAGACUCGCAUGGCGUUCCUGAAGAACGUUUUCAACAUUGUGCAGUCGAUGACGCUUGUGAUUGAGCAGAUCGCUGCGAACCCGACGCUGAUUGAGACGCCGAUGUGCCGCGCGUUUGGCGAGCGUAUCCACGGUGAGCUGAGCGUUGCUGCUGCUGCGAUGGACGCGAUGCUGCUUCGCGUUGUGAACCUCGACGACCUCGUGUCUGUAGCCGACAUGGAGGCGUUCCGCUGUGCGAAGGCGCGCUACGAGGACGCUGUGUCGAGGGUGCGCGACGAGGUGAUCCUGAGCAACGAGGACUACCGCACGGACAACAGCGACAUCCUUCUCGGGUUCUUUCUCUUCAGUGUGGAGGAGCUGAUGGAGUCGAUCAGCGGCUUCCAGGACGCUGCGCGCAGCCAGAACAAUCUGCGCUACUUCCUCAUGUUUCCUCUGCGCGACUUGCAGAGCUUAUGGUCUGCGUUUGUGGAGCUGCACAGCGCCAUCACGCUCCGCCACUCCAUCACGCGCAGGUUGAAGGAAGGCAUCAAGCUGAGCCUGUCCAUGGCACUGGCAGCGUACAUCCAAACGUAUGCGUUGAAGAGCUCUUCCACGAACCCCAUCCUCGGCGUGGACACGAUCGCGUUCCUCUACCGUUCUACUGGGGGCGACAGCUUUCAGUACGGGCAGGGGCGGCUGCUGGGAACGGUGCUCGGGUGUCUUACAGGACUCUUCGGUGUGCAGCUCGCCAACGGAAGCCGUCCUGUGCUGUACAUGUGCACGCUUGUGCUGACAUUCAUCGGAUCCUACGUGCAGGCCUCGCCCACCUGCGGUGCUAUCGGGAACGGUAUGUCGAACGGUGUUAUUUCAGUGGUGCUGCAGUACACAAACAGAGAUGGUGCCAUUGUGCGCAUUGAACAGAACUGCUUUGCAGUUAUCAUCUACUUCAUCGUCACGUCCCUGGUGUGGCCGGUGCGAUGCCAGACGAAGGUGAAGACGGGGUUCGACGGAUGUAUGCGCAUGAGCCGCGAGGUCACGGAUCGGCUGCUGCGCAAUCUCGACCUCCCGCACAGCGCUAAAGCUGUCAGCUCCGAUGCGAUGGCGCUGCUAGAAGAGAUGCAGAAGAAGGUGGGCCAGCAGCUGCAGAACUUGACAGGAGCUCAGUUCGAGCCGACGAUGGACUCCGCUGAGUUUCCGGAGAUGGCGUGGCGCAUGCUUGUGUCCACGCAGCGCAAGCUGGUCGUGACGCUGCUGAUGAUGCGCCACGCAUACGCCACCUUCAUGUCGAGCACCAUUGGGGAGGAGGCCGCCGACUCCCGAAGCGCGAACGGCGAGGCGAGUGGCGGUGCCGCCGCCGCUGCGACCAGCAUCUCUGUGCACUGGGUGGUGUUGCACCGGAUCUCGCCGUACACGCGCCAGCUGAGCCUGCUUCUGUACGCGGCGAUGGAGGUGUAUCUGCUGCUGAUGUCCAAAGUGACCUUUGUGCCGACGUCGGAGCUGACGCGUCUGCGGCUUGGGAUGAUGCAGUGCUACGACCGCAUCGUCGCCGUGUACAUCGAGACAAUUCAGCACGAGCUGCGGGACAGCGAUGACGACGACAACGGGGGCGGCUUCGAUGACGACGAAGACAUGGCUGACACCGCGGCGAAGCAGACAGGAUCGGCGGGGCAGGCGACGGCGCCGGCAACAGCGGGGACGUGUGUGCCGGUCUUCACUCCUUCUGGUCUGGUAGUAGACGCCGGAGCGCAGGAGAACAAGAGCUUCCUCGACAGUACCACGGGCCCGAAGAGUCACGCCGACCUCCACGCUCGCCGCCGCCGCAGCAAGCUGUCGAAGUCAGCGAACUCUGAGCGAAAGAAGAACGAUAACGGAGGCGGCCGCAUCGCGUACAAGCUGAGCCCGGCGGAGCGCCAACGUUUGCGGGAGUAUAUGUUUGCGCAGCACACAGCCAGCACGCUGAAUGCAUCGUUCUUCGCAAGCACCACCGCCAUGGCAGCGGACCAAGAGACCGGCGGGCCGUCUGCGGCGCUGGGCAACGUGGAUGCCGGUGCGAGCUUUGCAAGCCACAGCAUGUUCAACCUGAAUGGCACCUUCUUCGACCGCAGAGCGAGCAUGCUCGAUCCUGCGCUGCUGCGCAAUGCCGGGAUCGUGGUGCAGGAGCCGGUGCACGAGGAGCCGAAGGCGAAGCGGAGCAACAGCUCGGUGUCCGCCACCCUCUCGGCACACCAUUCGACGGUGCACUCGUCUCGCCGGCCGAGCUUUUUGAACCUGCGCUCCUCUGUCGCGAACGUGGACGGCGCCGUCGUCAUUGAGGUGCCGGGCACGGAGGCGUCUGCUGUGACGCUGCCGGUGUUUCCGCUUGGCUUGGACCGGCCGCUGACGAUCGAAGGACCUCUUGAGGGUGCGGUGUCUGCGCCGCCUUCUCUUGGGCACAGCUGCGUUUCUGUCGCGUCACUGGGCGCUGAUGAGCGGCAGCAGCAGCGCCAGCUCUCCGGGUUGCCCACUUUGGAGUCGCUAGCGAGCAUGCCGCUGAUGAGUGCUGCUCCCGCCACCUCGAAGGCAAAGACGCUUGCUCCUCGGCCGUCGGUUCUGCAGAGCUACACUGUUGUUCCCACGAGCGCUUCACUAGCGGCCACGCAGCUGAGUGUGGUUGGUGCUGCGGCCAACGCGCAGGGCGUCAGCGGCUCAGGGCCUCACGGCAGCAACGCUGGCGGUGAAGCGGCAGAUCAAGCGGCACCAAGCCAUGGCGCCCUGCUGAGCCCCAGCAGGGCGCUGAUGGCGGCCACGGCAGGCGGCGCUCGAGUGGUGGGCGGCGACGUCUUUGCGCUUGGCAGAGGGGCACGUUCGACUCUGCAGUCGCAUCUUGGUUUGAUGGGAGCCUCGCAGCACGCUGACCGCCCCCUCGGUGCUGACGACAGUGCCUGCCACGACGAUGGCGCGAGCGAGUGCAGCGCUACCCACACGGCGGCACCCGCGCGCGAUGCCGCACCGACGCCGGCGCCGGUAACUGCAGGCGCCACGCCGCGCAGCGACCGUGCCCCGCACCCGAUCGCGGCGCGCUCUGCGACAGUGCCGGGUGAGCAGGGGGUGUACGACGAGCGCAGUACGGCAGCGGAGAGCUCGCCGGAAUUCAUGCUCGACGGCACGCCGGGAGGGGCUGCGGCAACCAACAGCGGCGGCAAUGCUGGCACAGAGGACGGCGAGGGUGACUGGGAGGGGGCCCGCGAAGCUCUUGGGACGCUGUUGAGCGACCGGAGCCCCCAUCCCGAUAACAGGACAGGCAGAGUGGCUUACCGCACGGCCUCCUCACAACUGGCUGCCACCCUGCCCAUUCCGACCGCUGCGGCUGCUGGGGUCGAUGCGGCGGCCGACGAGCACGCCGCCAGCAGCGGGACGAAUACUUUCCCGAGCAACUUGGACAACAAUGGGAGCUUUAACGGGGUCGGACCCGCCAUCCCGGCGGCGUUGCGCUCCUAUGUGGAGGGACUCGCGGCCCACCAGCAGCAGCAGGCGCCGCCACCACCAGCGCUGCUCGGCAACACGUCCUACAUUACCUUCUCGAGCAAUCUGCCGGUGAUGAACCGAACGCUCCUCGGCGGCAGCGGCCUCGGCAGCCCCGCAGCCAACCCAGAAGACAGCGUGCGCGCUGGGCCCACGCUCACCGCAUCAGCCGUCGCCGCGGCAUCGUCGUCGGGUGGCGGCGCACCUGCUGCUUCAACGUCCGCAUUCCCUGGCGCGGCGCCGCCGGCUGCAGCUAGUGGGGCCGCGUGUACGGAGGACGCGUGUCUGCGCAGUGUCGGCCUCAACAAUAACACCACAAGCGACGUUGCCGACAUGCUCCGCAGCUUUCACGGCACGCAAAGUUUCCACCCGGUGCUGCUGCGGCUGCUGCAGUCCGAUGGGGCGGACGGUAGCGAGGGCGGUAAGAACGAGUACGUGCUGACGAACAGCGACAUUCACAGCCUAGAGGCGUUCCUGUUCGGCCUACGCGCGCUGAUCACACAGGUGGAGGAUGUAGAGCGCUACUUGCUGGAGGUGGUGCACGGGCGGGAGAUGGCCAAGAAGUUGUGA